Klebsormidium nitens is the source of this 725-nucleotide messenger RNA. The record is from the annotation of a GenBank genome assembly. NCBI's taxonomy places the organism in Eukaryota, Viridiplantae, Streptophyta, Klebsormidiophyceae, Klebsormidiales, Klebsormidiaceae.
AUCAAGUUGGACUGACAAAGCUGCUGAAAAGUGGCGCAGGUCAAGGGGCGUAGGAUCAGAGCUAGACAGCAGGUGGAUAAGCAAGAGACGGACCAUAUAUGGUUUGCAGGACACAGGUAUACGGCAAUUCGAACAGCCGGUGCUGGUGAAGAGUAGCUAAGCGUUUGUCGGUGCUGAUCUUCUGCUUGCAUAUUGGCCAUGACGAUUAGAUUUCUACUUCUCGUCAAUAAACAGGGACAGACUCGGUUGGCUCAGUACUACGAGUAUAUGAGCUUGGAGGAAAGAAGGGCACUCGAAGGCGAGAUUGUUCGGAAGUGCUUGGCACGCUCAGACCAACAGUGCUCUUUCGUCGAACACCGCAACUACAAAGUGAUCUACAGGCGGUAUGCAUCACUCUUCUUCCUUGUUGGGGUCGACGGGGAUGAGAACGAGCUUGGGAUCCUUGAGUUCAUCCAUUGUGUAGUGGAGACAAUGGACCGGUACUUUGGCAACGUGUGUGAACUAGAUAUCAUGUUCCAUCUAGAAAAGGCACAUUUCAUGCUCGACGAAAUGGUUAUGAAUGGGUGCAUAGUUGAAACGAACAAGGCUAACGUACUACAACCAAUCCAGCUCAUGGACAAAGCUGGUUGAAGAAUCUACUGGUACAACGAUAUUGAAAGUGGUCAAUCUGCUAGGAGGUAGAUAUACAGUCAUUACAUAAAUAAGUGCACUGAUUUGCAUCAGGG